This is a messenger RNA of Pieris napi, 1409 nucleotides long. It is a transcript of the gene Awh, whose product is annotated as LIM/homeobox protein Awh. The coding region runs from base 99 to 926 and encodes 275 amino acids. Gene Ontology annotation, cellular component: nucleus. Lineage: Eukaryota; Metazoa; Arthropoda; Insecta; Lepidoptera; Pieridae. Gene Ontology annotation, molecular function: DNA-binding transcription factor activity, RNA polymerase II-specific; RNA polymerase II transcription regulatory region sequence-specific DNA binding. Gene Ontology annotation, biological process: regulation of transcription by RNA polymerase II; neuron differentiation. The transcript is spliced from 6 exons. The record is from RefSeq and is a predicted model, not a curated record.
CGGUCGGUCGUGCGAAUAGGGCUGUGUAUCAUGUGUUGUUUCAAUUGACGCUCUAACGAGUGGUACGUGAGAGAUAAACUAUUGAGUGCGUAACGAAAAUGAAGACGGAGCACCGCACGUGCUGCGCGUGCGGAGAGGCGAUCGCGGACCGGUUCCUGCUGGAGGUGGGCGGAGGCGCUUGGCACGCGUCCUGCCUGCGUUGCUGCGUCUGCGCCUUGCAGCUCGACCGGCACCCGUCAUGCUUCCUGCGCGACCGUCAAGUCUACUGCAAGCAGGACUAUGCCAAGAGCUUCGGUGCAAAAUGCUCGAAGUGCUGCCGGGGCAUUUCGUCAUCGGACUGGGUGAGGAAGGCCCGAGAGCAGGUGUACCAUCUCGCCUGCUUCGCCUGCGACGCUUGCGGCCGCCAGCUCUCCACCGGUGAACAGUUCGCGCUUCACGAGGAUCGAGUACUUUGCAAGCCUCACUACCUCGAGACGCUGGACGGUGGAUCUAUAUCUUCCGAUGACGGUUGCGAUUCAGAGGGCUACCACAAAAGCAAAGCGAAGCGGGUGCGCACAACUUUUACGGAGGAGCAACUUCAGGUACUGCAAGCCAACUUCCAGUUGGACUCCAAUCCCGACGGGCAGGACCUCGAGAGGAUAGCCCAGGUCACAGGCUUGAGCAAGAGAGUUACGCAAGUCUGGUUCCAGAACAGCCGCGCUCGCCAAAAGAAGCACCAGCACACGGGGAAAGGCAAGCAGGGCCAAGCAGUGAUGUCGAGAGAAUCUGAGCCAGUGGGGUUUGGGCGACCCAUCAACCUCCACCUCACGUAUUCGUUUCAGAACAAGCCGCCGUUCGUGCCAAUAGAUGGGACUUCUUUCACGGAUUCCUCAAUGGAUGAGCUCUCUGAAGACUCCUCUAUCCACUGCAUGCAGAGUGAGGCAUAGAUAGCGUGCAUCUUCAGCUUGUGACGGCGAUAUAUAACAUGCUUUUUGUCUUAGAUGUAUUCAAAACUGAGGGCGUUGGAAUUCUGAUUGGAAUUGGAGGUUGAUUAUUUUUAUAUAGUUAUUAAUUCUCUACAGUAAAUUGUAAAAAGAUAAUUUUAAUUAAUUUAUUUAUUUAUUAUAAGUAACUGUGAUACGUUCCUUCAAAUAUAUUUUUGCUUAUAAAAUAUAAAUACUCGCAACAUUAUUCUAAGUACUCUACUAGUGAGCUGAUUGUGAGUCGUGAAUAUAAAUAAUUAUAUUUGGCCCGAAACGCGUAAUAUAUUACAAACUAUAUUUUUGGUAAGGGGCCGUUCCCGUUACGUAAGCAGAUUUACUGCAAUUUAUCCCCCCUCCUCUUGUCAUCAAAAGUAAGCUAUCAAAAAUAAUGGUACCUAAACGUAUUCAUUUGUAGGAAUCCUCGAAAAUCCAUUUCGUUUAAGGCAU